AUGCCUGACAAGAAAUGGGCACGUUCUGCCAGUGCUCGGUUGGUGCUUUUGUGCGCGCCGUUCGCUACCUCUUGGUGCUACGUUCUCUGGCCGCUAGACGCACCUGGUUGGAAGGAAAACGUCUUGAAAUUGCGAGCAGGCAUGCCUCUUCCGAGGCCAAGUCAAGAGCAAUGGUUGGCCUCUUGGUCGAAAGUAGUGCAACUGCGUGCGCAGUGUCAUCGCAACUGGCUGAACUCUCCGCAGCUGGCAGCGGAAACGAUGCGACGUUUCUCUGGGGAUGUUUUCAAAGCCUUUGCUUUCCAUGUUUGCGGGGCGCAAGUAGAGAUCCGUCUCGUAGCACAGUCACUGUUUCCAGAGUUGUUGUGGCAUAUCGAGCAUGCAUGCUCGCACGCUCUCGGCGGUGAUAUUGUUCUGAAACUUCUGGGAUCUACAGUGCGUGGCACUAAUUAUGCGGUUUUGAAUGGUGAUCUGGACCUCCAGGUCUCCAGGCGACCGGAUUCCGGGCGAGCUCAUGAGCCUUUCACGGAGACUGACAAGCGACGCGUCGCACAGAAUCUGGAAAAGCUGUACUUCAUCACAGAUGUAACUGUCGGGAACAUUGCUAUCAAGUUUACCAUACAGUCACUUAUAUCUGUCGAUCUUGUGCUCUGGAGAGAGCGGCCAGAGGAGUUUCCAGCACUUCGCGGAGGGUCGAGCUUCCGCGACAAUUCCAAGCAGAUCAAUGCUUUCUUGGAUGAAACACCUAUCGCAAAGCAGGCCAUCACUGCGAUUAAGAGCUAUUUCAGCACUGGCCGUCCAAAAGGGCUCCUUCUUGAGGCCAUUGCCUGGCGGCUGGGGUCAAUGAAGAUGGAGCUGAAGACGAUGUUGAGAAGAGUGGCAGAAGGAAGCAUACCCGAACUCUUGGCGUCUUUCGCAUUUUUCGGAGCGAUGUUUGAAGAACUCCGGAAUUGGAAACGUUCGCCUCAUUUCGGACGCGAGCUUCAAGAAGAUUUGGGUAUGCUUUCGGACAGGAAGAGGUCCGAGUACACUGCAGGCUUCGAGGAAAUCGCACGCAUCACGGAUGCAGGGUUUGAGUUUCAACUAUUGUUGAGUGCAUCUGACAUUCGGACACUCGACGCAGUGCUCCCGCUGUGCCACAAGGCUCCCGCCGCAGCCGAGGAAGCACUCAGAUAUUAUUUCUCCGAUUUCCUGGAACAAGAAAACGUCUUGAAAAUGCGAAGAGGCGUGCCUGCUCCGAAGGCAAGUCAAGAGCAAUGGUUGGCCUCUUGGUCGAAAGUAAAGCAACUGCAUGCGCAGUGUCAUCGCAACUGGCUGAACUCUCCGCAGCUGGCAGCGAAAACGAUGCGACGUUUCUCUGGGGAUAUUAUGGAAGCCUUUGCUCUCCAUGUUUCCGGCGCGGAAGAAGUGAUCCGUAGCAUAGCACAGUCUGGGUUUUCACACCAUUUGUGGCAGAUCGAGCAUGCAUGCUCGCACGCUCUCGGAGGUGAUAUUGUUCUGGAAGUUCUGGGAUCUACAGUGCGUGGCACUGGUUUCUCGGGUCUCACUCGUGAUCUGGACCUCCAGGUCUCCAGGCGACCGGGUUCCGGGCGAGUUCAUGAGCCUUUCACAGAGACUGACAAGCGACGCGUCGCACAGAAUCUGGAAAAGCUGCCUUCCCUCACAGAUGUAACCAUCGGGAACAUUGCUAUAAAGUUUACCCUGGAGCCAUUUGUAUCUGUCGAUCUUGUGCUCUGGAGGGAGCGGCCAGAGGAGUUUCCAGCACUUCGCGGAGGGUCGAGCUUCCACGACAAUUCCAAGCGGAUCAAUGCGUUUUUGGAUCAAACGCCUGUUGCAAAGCAUGCCAUCAUUGCGAUUAAAACCUAUUGCAGCCGUGGCCGUCCAAAAGGGCUCCUCCUUGAGGCCAUUGCCUGGCGGCUGGGGUCAAUGAAGAUGGAGCUGAAGACGAUUUUGAGAAGAGUGGCAGAAGGAAGCAUUCCGGAACGUGUGGCGUCUUUCACAUUUUUCCUAGCGAUGUUUGAAGAACUCCGGAAUUGGAAACGUUCACCUCAUUUCGGACGCGAGCUUCAACAAGAUUUGGCUAUGCUUUCGGACAGGAAGAGGGACGAGUACACUGCAGGCUUCGAGGAAAUCGCACGCAUCACCAAUGCAGGAUUUGAAUUCCAAUUAUUGUUGGGUGCAUCUGACGUUCGAACAACCAGAGCAAUGUUCACAAGCGACAUCUGGCACAAGCUUCCCGCCGCGGCCGAGGAAGCCCUCAGACAUUAUUUCUCCGAUUUCCUGUAG
Molecule: messenger RNA, 2283 nt
Organism: Symbiodinium necroappetens
Lineage: Eukaryota; Dinophyceae; Suessiales; Symbiodiniaceae
Source: the annotation of a GenBank genome assembly